UGAACUCCCCUGUCAACCAGCCCCAAUUGCUUAAUUAAAUCGCACACUGCGUCCCGAGCGCACCUGUCGCCCACAAUGGUGGCCUCAAAGAAGAACCUGAAGGCGACCAAGAAAUUCGAGAAGAAUCAUCUCAAGGGUGUCCUGGAAAAGAGGAAAACGGUCGCCAAGAUUAAGCAGCGACAGCAGAUUAAGGACAAGAAGAAGGCCAAGCGAUCGCAAGAUGACGAAUUCUACAAGGGGCCUGGCGGCGAGGCCAAUGGCGAGAAGAAGGUUGUCAGCAAGAAGCCCGGUGCAAAGACCAACGAGAUGAGCGUCGACGACUUCUUCAAGGGCGGCUUCGAAAUCCUCGAUACCAAGUCCAAGGAGAAGACCAAGUCUUCUGCAAGCCUAGGGAAACGCAAGCGGGGCGAGGCCGGUGUUCAAGUAGAUGGGGCCGAGGAGAGCGGUAGCGAACCCGAGAUCUCGGACAAUGACGAGCCCCUGGGCAGCGACGACGAGCCCGACGCCGACGAUAUCAGCGACGCGGAGGAUCUGGGCAUGUCCAAGAGCGCCAUGGACGCGCUCGCCGAAAACGACCCAGAUUUCUACAAGUUCCUAAAGGAGAACGACCCAGAAGCGCUAGAUUUCGACGAGAACGCAGAUCUCGCCGAGGUUGACGAGCUCAGCGGCAGCGAAGAGGAAGAUGAACAACCCAAGAAGAAGCAGAAGAAAGACAAGAAGGGUGCCAAGGAGGACGACGGAGACGACAGGGAGCUUACACAAGCCAUGGUUGCGAGGUGGAAGGCCUCAAUGGAUGCGACACGCUCACUCAGGGCCGCCCGCCAGGUCGUUAUCGCUUUCCGCUGCGCAGCCCAUUUGAACGAGACGGACGAGGAGAACCCGCAAAGAUACAGCAUCACGAGCCCGGAGGCAUUCCACGAUAUCGUCGUUGUUGCACUCAAGGGGAUUCCCGACGUCCUUCAACACCAUGUCCCAGUUAAGGAAUCCGCCGCGGGCAAGGUGUAUGUCCAAACUGAGGGCAAAAAGUUCAAGACGUUGUCGAUGCUCAUCAAGAGCUUUGCGGCCUCUAUUAUUCGGCUGCUCGGUACAUUAUCAGAUGAGGCGACGCUCAAACUCACAUUAUCGGCGCUGCAACCGCUUCUGCCGUAUCUCCUUUCCUUCAGGAAAGUUCUCAAGAUGCUCAUAAAAACCGUCGUUGCCUUCUGGUCCCAGUCUGCGAGCUCCGAUACCACUAGGAUAACAGCGUUCCUAGUAAUCCGUCGUCUGGUGGUUAUCGGCGACAAGGCCGUUAGAGAAGUCGUCCUAAAAGCCGCCUAUCAAGGGCUGGUCCAGGGCAGCCGUCUCACAAACGCCAACACCAUCCAGGGCAUUAACCUCAUGAAGAACUCAGCCGCCGAACUCUGGGGCCUCGACCAGGGCCUGGGCUACACAACGGCUUUCGCCUCGAUCCGCCAGCUCGCCAUCCACCUCCGGAACAGCAUCGUCAACAACAAGAACGACUCAUACCGCGCCGUCUACAACUGGCAAUACGUGCACUCGCUCGACUUCUGGUCGUGCGUCCUCUCGGAGCACUGCAGCCCCCUCAAGGAAGCCGAGGCCGGCAAAGAAAGCCAGCUGAAGCUCCUCAUCUACCCUCUCGUCCAAGUCACCCUCGGCGCGAUGCGCCUCAUCCCCACCGCGCUCUACUUCCCGCUCCGCUUCCAGCUGAUCCGCUCGCUCCUGCGCCUCUCGCGGGCGACCGACACGUACAUCCCGCUGGCGUCGGCGCUGCUCGAGGUGCUCGGCUCGGCCGAGAUGAAGAAGCCGCCCAAGUCGUCGACGCUGCGGCCGCUCGACUUCGCCGUCGCCUACAAGGCGCCCAAGUCGUACCUGCGCACGCGCGUCUACCAGGACGGCGUCGGCGACCAGGUCGUCGAGCUGCUCGCCGAGUUCUUCGUGCUCUGGUCGCGCAGCGUCGCGUUCCCCGAGUUCGCCCUCCCCGUCGUCAUCGCCCUCAAGCGCUGGCUCAAGGAGAGCCGCAAGCCCGGUCGCGGUAAUAAGAACGGCAAGAUGGCCGCCGCCUUGGUCCUGCUCGUGCAGAAGCUCGAGGCCAACGCCAAGUUUGUCGAGGAGAAGAGGGCUAAGGUCGAGUUUGCGCCCAAGGACCGCGCCCAGGUUGAGGCGUUCUUGAAGGAUCUUGACUGGGAGCGCACGCCGCUCGGCGCGUUUGUCGUGUCGCAGCGGAAGUUGAGGGCCGAGCACCAGCGGAUGGUGGAGGAGGCGCGCAAGGAGGAGGAUAAGAAGCGGAAGGAGGAGAGGGAGGCGUUGGAUGGUGGUGAUGAUGCGGACAGUGGGGAUGAUGAGGAUGCUGAGGAAAGUGAUGAAGAUGAAUUGGAGGGAGAGGACGAGGAGGAAAGUGAAGGGGAGGAAGAGGAAGAAGACGAGGAUGAGGAUGAGGAGGAAGAAGAGGAUGAGUAGACAUGUCUUUUAUAUCACCUGUGAGAAGAUACUAGCG
Molecule: messenger RNA, 2494 nt
Organism: Chaetomium fimeti
Lineage: Eukaryota; Fungi; Ascomycota; Sordariomycetes; Sordariales; Chaetomiaceae
Product: Noc2p family-domain-containing protein
Exons: 1
Coding region: 76-2457 (793 amino acids)
Biological process (GO): ribosomal large subunit biogenesis
Cellular component (GO): nucleolus; Noc2p-Noc3p complex; nucleoplasm
Source: RefSeq, a predicted model, not a curated record